CUCGUAUAAGCGGCUAGCCGAACGCCAGAAUAUUUAUAGAAAAUAUCAGGUGUAAAAUAGAAUUUUUCAACAGCAAGCACGCCUAUUCUGUAAACAUGAGCCCAACGAACGUGGAGAAGGUAUAUCUCUUUGAAAAAGAUCGAGUCAAAAGCUUCAAAAAAUGGCCCUACUCAAGCUCCAGUUCGUGCAACAUUCAGAAGAUGGCCGAAGCGGGUUUCUGCUGGCACGGUGACGACAACGAGGAAGAUACGGCUAUCUGUUUCGUGUGUGGCAAAGUGCUCGACGGUUGGGAGGAUACGGACGAUCCGUGGACCGAACACCGAAAGCACGCCCCGCAAUGUUUGUUCGUCAAGUACGGCCGACCGGAAGCGGAGCUGACGUGUGAAGAAAUGAUUAGCUUGCUGGAGACUAUGCUGAAGGAAAGAGCCCAGAAUAGACACAACGCCCUGAAGGACUGCCUUCAGUCGCAUAUCGAAAAGAAACGGAAGGAAUUGAUGAAGCAUCUUUCGAAGAGCUGAGCGAACUGGUGAAAUAAUCUCGCUGCAUAUAAUUACG
Sabethes cyaneus is the source of this 555-nucleotide messenger RNA. RefSeq names its product baculoviral IAP repeat-containing protein 5.2-B (gene Det). The record is from RefSeq and is a predicted model, not a curated record. Bases 96 to 518 code for a protein of 140 amino acids. The transcript has 3 exons. Lineage: Eukaryota; Metazoa; Arthropoda; Insecta; Diptera; Culicidae.